Lepisosteus oculatus (spotted gar) is the source of this 5759-nucleotide messenger RNA. It is a transcript of the gene lrrc8aa, whose product is annotated as leucine rich repeat containing 8 VRAC subunit Aa. The record is from RefSeq and is a predicted model, not a curated record. Gene Ontology annotation, molecular function: protein binding. Lineage: Eukaryota; Metazoa; Chordata; Actinopteri; Semionotiformes; Lepisosteidae.
GCAUUUGUUAUAGCAUGCCAGAAACAAAGAUGGUAACCAAUAUUACACAUUUCUUUCCUGUGUCUACGGCAGUGGCUCUGCCCCUAAGAAAUAUGUCUGCACCCAUGAACAUGUUGUGUCUUGCAGUUAUAUAAGACUUCACGAGCAUAAAUUAGUAACGUUUUAGCUGCUCAUUUUUAAGCAUAUUACGGUACGCUUGUUUCACGUUUUUCCGCUAAUAAGCGACACAAGGAUUAAUGCUGACUACAGUCAAGAGACGGGAGGCGAUGGGCUGGUGUUGUUCUGUGUUUUUGUGACUCAACUUCCUGGGUGGAGGUGCUGUGGUGAGUGAGGAUAGUGGACGGAUAAAACGCUGCACCACCGGGGAAACAAAAGAAAUGUGUGUUUCAGAAUAUAAGGCAAAAUUACUGUGACAGCCGGAGCGGAGGUUGGCCCACAUGGCGCAGAGGGAGAGCUGGGUUACUGGUGAUUGUCGGAUUCACACACACAGGCGUGUCUCCCUCGUGCACCACCAAGCGCUGGAGUUCAGAUAACGCUGCCAACAGCAUUGGGAUAAGACAUGAUUCCCAUCACUGAGCUCCGUUACUUUGCUGACACCCAGCCUGCUUACCGGAUCCUGAAGCCAUGGUGGGAUGUCUUCACCGACUACAUCUCCAUCGUCAUGCUGAUGAUCGCUGUCUUUGGGGGAACGCUGCAGGUGACUCAGGACAAAAUGAUCUGCCUCCCUUGUAAAUGGGUGGUCAACAAAACCUGCGACCCCUUCUCACCCAAAAAGUACAUAAACAGUAGUGUUCGUCCUUCCCCCCUGGUCUACGAGCCCAAAGGGAUCCAGUAUGACCUGGAUCGACACCAGUACAACUAUGUGGAUGCUGUUUGUUACGAGAACAAACUGCACUGGUUUGCAAAGUAUUUCCCUUAUUUGGUUUUACUCCACACUCUAAUCUUCCUGGCUUGCAGUAACUUCUGGUUCAAGUUCCCCAGGACUAGCUCCAAACUAGAGCAUUUUGUAUCCAUCUUACUCAAGUGCUUUGACUCCCCUUGGACAACACGUGCUCUGUCCGAGACCGUGGUGGAGGAGAGUGAUCCAAAACCGGCCUUGGGGAAAAUGAAUGGAUCCAUGGAUAAGAAGGCUUCCUCUGUCAGUGAGGACGUGGAAGCCAGUGUGCCCAUGCUGCAGAGGACUAAGUCUCGCAUUGAGCAAGGGAUUGUAGAUCGCUCAGAGACGGGAGUCUUGGACAAAAAAGAGGGAGAGCAAGCGAAAGCCCUGUUUGAGAAGGUAAAGAAAUUCCGCACGCAUGUUGAGGAGGGUGACAUUGUCUAUAGGCUCUACAUCAGGCAAACUAUUAUCAAAGUAAUCAAGUUUAUUCUCAUAAUUUGCUACACUGGUUACUAUGUGAACAAUAUUAAAUUUGAUGUGGACUGCAGUGUUGAUAUCGAGAACCUCACGGGAUAUCAGAUGUACCGCUGUGCUCAUCCCUUGGCCACCCUCUUUAAAAUCCUGGCAUCCUUCUACAUCAGUCUGGUGGUGGUCUAUGGCUUAAUCUGUAUGUAUACCCUCUGCUGGAUGCUGCGGCGUUCUUUAAAGAAGUACUCCUUUGAAUCAAUCAGGGAGGAGAGCAGCUACAGUGACAUUCCCGAUGUAAAGAAUGACUUUGCUUUUAUGCUACACAUGAUUGACCAGUAUGACCCCCUGUACUCGAAACGUUUUGCAGUCUUCCUUUCCGAGGUGAGCGAGAACAAGCUGCGCCAGCUCAAUCUCAAUAACGAAUGGACCUUGGACAAGCUGCGUCAGAGGAUCACCAAGAACUCCCAUGAUAAGCUGGAGCUACAUCUCUUCAUGCUCAGUGGAAUACCGGACACGGUAUUUGAUCUCCUGGAAUUGGAAGUCCUCAAGCUGGAGCUAAUCCCGGAUGUUACAAUUCCGCCGAUCAUUGCCCAGCUCACUAAUUUGAAGGAAAUGUGGCUGUAUCACACUCCUGCUAAAAUUGAAGCUCCUGCUUUGGCCUUCCUGAGGGAAAACCUGAAAUCCUUGCAUAUCAAGUUCACAGACAUUAAGGAGAUCCCACUCUGGAUCUACAGCCUAAAAAACUUGAGUGAGCUGCACCUGACUGGUAACCUGAGUGCCGAGAACAACCGUUACAUCGUCAUCGAUGGCCUGCGGGAACUCAAGAGACUCAAAGUGCUGAGGCUGAAGAGCAACCUGACGAAGCUCCCCCAGGUGGUGACGGAUGUGGGAGUCCAUCUCCAAAAGCUGUCCGUCAACAACGAGGGCACCAAGCUGAUGGUGCUCAACAGCCUCAAGAAAAUGGUCAACCUGACGGAACUUGAGCUGAUCCGCUGUGACCUGGAGCGUAUCCCUCACUCCAUCUUCAGCCUUCACAACCUCCAGGAGAUCGACCUGAAGGACAACAAUCUGAAGACCAUCGAGGAAAUCAUUAGCUUCCAGCACCUUCACCGUCUUGUUUGCCUUAAACUCUGGUACAACCAAAUUGCCUACAUCCCCAUCCAGAUUGGCACACUCACCAACUUGGAGCGGCUCUACCUGAACCGCAACAAGAUCGAGAAGAUCCCUAGCCAGCUCUUCUUCUGUCGGAAGCUGAGGUUCCUGGACCUGAGUCACAACAACCUGACAUACAUUCCAGCAGACAUCGGCUUCUUACAGAACCUCCAGUACUUUGCUGUGACUGCAAAUAGGAUUGAGAAUCUCCCUCCCGAACUGUUCCAGUGCAAGAAGCUGCGAACCCUCAACUUGGGGAACAACUGCCUGCAGUCUCUUCCCUCGCGUUUCGGGGAGCUGACCAGCCUGACCCAGCUGGAGUUACGCGGGAACAGGCUGGAGUGUCUGCCGGUGGAGCUCGGGGAGUGCCGGCUGCUCAAGCGCAGUGGGGUCAUCGUGGAGGAGGACCUCUUCAACACCCUGCCCUCCGAGGUCAAGGAGCAGCUUUGGAGGGCCGACAAGGAGCAGGCCUGAGCAUGAAGGUCCAGGCAUAGCACGGCUGGGUACACGAAAAGGACGCAACGGCCAGUCUAACCAGGGUCAGCCCCAGGCAAAGAGCAGAGGGACAGGCAUGGACAGGAAGGGCAGCUUUUCGACGAGCAAGCUACGCUGGAGCAAAAGGCAUCAAAACUACACAGAUCCGGGCCCUGCAGUUGUAUUACAUUGCUUGUUUACUUUCAAACAAGAGGGAACAUUGAUCCUGGAGGAAUACUUUUAAGCACACUAACUAGGAGACAUGACUGGGAAGCCAUAUUGCUUAAGGCAAAAAAAGAGGUGCUUCUGUCAUGUAAUCAGUUAGAAGGGCAGAAGUGCGAGUGCUAAUUUUGGCCACAGUGCAGAGGGCACAGCUCCUCGCUGACUGCUUUUAAGGCUGUGCACGCGGCCUUCCUUUGUGAAUAUUCAUCUGCAAUUCAGAUGUUCAAACUGAGCGCCUGGAUGCAGACACAAGAGGGCUUCAAGAGACUUCAUUCUCUGUUCAUGGGCGUUCAUUUUAAGGAGAAUGGAGUGUUUGAGAGGCUUUUUCGGGGUCUGAGAGCAGGGGAGCGUAGGAAUAUAGAAACAUUGGCCCCCAGAUACUGUCCCAGGGACUUCUAUGAAAUGAGCAGCGGCAGGACAAUCCUGUAUAUAAUAAUCACAUUACACUGUCUUGGAGAGGGGAAGCAAACUAGACGCACAGUGGCAACAAACGGGCAUUGUGAUCUAAAGAACACUAAUUUUCUACCAUCUCCAUGGCAACCAAGAAGAGACGAGAAAUACCACAGCUGUAGAACGUGAAAAGUAGGCCCGUGUGUAUGUAUGUAUGACAGGUGAACACAGUAAAGCCUGACUGCAGUGCAUGUAUGCAGAUAGCAGCAGAAUUCUUUUCCCCAUGGAUGUUGGAUUUAAUUGUGUUGAUUUAAUCUUUCCUCUACCUGCCUUCUUUUGGUAGGGAAUUAUGUACCAGGGUAGCAAGAUUGUCAUAUACAGUAUGACCUAUAUACAACUACGUGUAAUAACGGAUAUCCCCGCUCGAUGAUAAUUUUAGUAUGUUCCUUAUUCCCAGAUGCUUGAGUCAUGCUGCUUCUAAUUGAAUUUCUGUAUUAAAAGCUAGAGAAUUCUGCAGUUGUGGGAGCUAUACUAUAAGAAGCAAUACAGGUACAUACCGGUUGUAUUCAGAUGUCUUUCAUGACCAGUAUUUAAAAGCACGGCAUAUAUGAUUUUCUGAUCAUAAGAAAGAUGAUGUAAUUGUUGCUUCUGAGGGAUAAUACAUUAUGUGCCAUUUAGGCCAGAAGGUGGGAGUGUAGAGAUGCUAUCAUUAGUGCAAAAUUAGUUUACAGACUGUAAAGUUUAACACUAUUUACAGGCCUUAUUCUGUUUCUUGGCCUCCAGUUGUAGUAUUUUGUUUUUAAUUCUUUAACAAACAUCCUUAAAGAAACUGGAUACACAAUAUCCAGUAUCUGGAUACACACACCUCUGAACAAUACAGCGUUUAUACAUAUAUAAGCAUCUAAAGGAUAUGAAUAGAUUCGUUCAGUUCACACAGUGUUUUACCUUGCUUGUUUGCUUUCACGGAUCAGAGUCCUCAAAACGCACUGUGCUGCAGAGGACUUUGAAGACCAGCUGAUAUCUCAUGUAACUAAGAUUUGCCUUAAUUUAAGUACUGCGUGCUGUUUGUCUGAAAUGUAUGGAAAAGACCAGAAUUUUAAUGUUUUUUUGUUUAAAUACAACUAUUUUUUAAAGAUGAAUGUUUUUAACAAUACCCUGUCGUACCAGCACUGGACGCUCCUGGGAUUAUGAAGACUUCAAGAAUGUUUCUUUUAUGUUCUAAGGGAGGGUAGAGGUCAGUGUUAAAAAGACACAAGGAGCAGUGAAAAUUGGUGAGCCUCUGAAAAUCAAAAACAAUUCUGUGGUGAGCAACUUGGGUGUUUAAAGCUGUAGGCGGCAGACACCAUUUUUAAAUGUUUUAUUCCAAACAGUCAUAAGGGCAUGUUUGUGAGGUUAAGAUUUUGAGUACUUGCAAAAGUCUUCAUUGGGAACAUGUUUAAAUGCCCAAAGAAUGAACAAAAAAUCUGUCCUAUGUGGGCAAGCAGCAGAAGGCGUUUGUAGAGCAAAAGAACAAAACUACAAAAUGUUCCACUCUCACUGUGGAGGCUGAGAGAUGGACAUUUAAAUGAGCUCUCUUUUUAAUAAAUGACCUUGGGGCCUGAGGGAAAAUACCCUUUGAUCCAUCUCAUGUCAUAGGCUGUGCUUGGAGCACUGCAGUCAUUCAUAAUUCCAGUUGAGGCCUUUCUUAGAAAUGCAGGACUCUCACAAUGUUUUUUUCAUACAAGACUCGCUGACUUCAUAUCAAGUGCGGCUUUUUAAUGAAGUUCGUAACCUUGUACAGUAUAUCAUUGUGUUGAUUCAGACACAGUUUGUGAAGUCCAAAUGUGUAAACUUUACACUUUGGUUUGAAAAAGUAUCACUAAGUACAACUAUUAUACAUAUGUUUGCAAAAUCAAUGAUUCUGUAUCGAUUGGUAGAUGCAACUUACAUUUAGUGAGCAAUUCUGUUUGUUGAAAUUCUCUCACACAUUAUAAUUUGUUUUGUACCAUAACACAGAACCCUUCUUAAUUUUUGACGGUUCUUCCUAGCAUUUUUUUCCUUGAGCAAAUAAUCCAACUUCUUUCUCAUAAGAACUAAAAAGUUAUUUAUUUUUAAGUUGCAUCUUUUAAUUUUUUUAUCAUUUUAGGAUGUGAGCACACUUGAACAGAAAGGAUUAAAAGACCAUGUUUAACUGAAA